AUGCUCACACAACUGUUAGCAGCUCAGGCCCAAUGUCAGGAAUCUGGGUCAAGUUCAGGAAAUAAUGGAGAGUCUUCUAAGACUAAAGAUUUCCUCAGAAUGAAUCCCCCAAUCUUCACGGAGACAAAGAAAGACGAGGACCCUCAGGACUACAUUAAUGCUCUUCAGAAGAUCUCCAGGAUUAUGAUAGUUACAGAAAUCGAAGCAGCUACUUUUGAAACCCAUCAGCUGCAGAGCGUUGCCAACACUUGGUACGAAUCUUGGGAAUUAUCCCAAGGUGAGGAUGCACCUGAUGCUACAUGGGAUGAAUUUACAAGCACAUUCCUGGACCACUUCAUGCCAAUAGAAGUCAGAGAAGCUAAGGCUGAGCAAUUCCUGAAGCUUAAACAGAAUGGCAGGUCAGUUCAGGACUACUAUUUGGAAUUUAUCAGUCUGGCUAAGCAUGCUCCAAAUAUGGUACCGGACAUGAGGGCAAGAGUGAGGAGAUUUGUUGGGGGUCUUGAUUCCCAUUUGUAUGAUGGGGCCAAUAUUGCUGCACAGAAUGGGGGGAUGACUAUCUCCAAGAUGGUUGCUUUCGUACAAGGGAACGAGACAAGGCUGAAGGAGGAGGAAGCCUUGCAGAAAGAGAAAGACAAGGAGUUCAACAAGAGGGUCAAGUCUAACGGACAGUCAGCGAUCGAGGAUGGUUAUUAUAAAGAGUCUGACUCUAUUUAUUCAUUGAACAUAGGUGUAUCAUUGGAACCAUUAAUUGGAGCAAUAGCAGCUGGAAAUGUUAUGGUCUUGAAACCCUCAGAGCUAGCUCCUGCAUGUUCCUCAGUGCUAGCCAAGACAAUCCCAACUUAUCUGGAUAGCAAAGCUAUUAAAGUCAUUGAAGGUGAUUAUUCAGUUGGUCAGAAACUGUUGCAACAGAAAUGGGACAAGAUUUUCUUUACAGGGAGUACAAAAGUGGCUCAAAUUGUCAUGGCAGCUGCAGCGAAGCAUUUGACUCCAGUGACCCUGGAAUUGGGCGGAAAGUGCCCUGCUAUCAUUGAUUCACUCUGCAGUUCGUGGGAUAAAAAUAUCGCAAUGAAAAGAAUUCUUUCUGGGAAAUUUGGGACCUGUGCUGGCCAAGUAUGUGCUGGAAUUGAUUAUAUCCUCGUCAAGAAGACGUUUGCCAGCGAAUUGGUACAAAUGAUUAAACUUGCCAUUCCAAAAAUGUUUGGAGAAAAUCCAAAAGAAUCACAUUCAAUGUCGAGGAUCGUUAACAAAACGCAUUUCUUGAGAAUAAAGAAUCUCUUAGAUGAGCCAAUGGUAAAAGCUUCAAUCAUAUAUGGAGGUUCAACCGAUGAAGAUAAUCUGUAUAUUGAGCCCACAUUACUUUUGGAUCCUCCAGUGCAAGCAGCAAUCAUGACUGAAGAAAUUUUUGGUCCAUUGCUCCCUAUCUUAACAAUGGAUAACAUCGAGGACAGUAUUGAAUUUAUCAAUGCAAAGCCUAAGCCACUUGCCAUAUAUGCCUUUACCAAAGAUGAAGAGCUCAAAAGGAAGAUUAUAAGCAGAACAUCUUCAGGAAGUGUGGUGUUCAAUGAUACAAUUAUCCAAUAUGCAGCAGAUACACUUCCAUUUGGGGGAGUAGGGCAAAGUGGCUUUGGAAGGUACCAUGGGAAAUUUUCAUUUGAUACAUUUAGCCAUGAGAAAGUAGUUGUAAGGAGGAGCUUUCUUACAGACAUCUGGUUUAGAUAUCCUCCUUGGAAUGAUCAUAAGCUUCAACUCUUUCGGUUUGGUUUUAGAUAUGAUUAUCUUAGUAUAGUUCUUAUUGCACUAGGACUAAAGAAGGCUUGAUGUUUGCUCAAUAUCCUAUUUUAUACUAGCAAAUAUUUGUAUUUGUAAUAGAUUAGUUAUCUGUCUUGCCUGCCCUAUUGAUAAAGUUUGAUAUGAAAUUUACAAUUAAGUGUGGAUUUUCAUCCGUUA
Messenger RNA from Lycium ferocissimum, 1947 nucleotides. Its product is annotated as aldehyde dehydrogenase family 3 member F1-like. Gene Ontology annotation, biological process: aldehyde metabolic process. The transcript is spliced from 8 exons. Gene Ontology annotation, cellular component: cytoplasm. The record is from RefSeq and is a predicted model, not a curated record. NCBI's taxonomy places the organism in Eukaryota, Viridiplantae, Streptophyta, Magnoliopsida, Solanales, Solanaceae. The coding region runs from base 1 to 1818 and encodes 605 amino acids. Gene Ontology annotation, molecular function: aldehyde dehydrogenase (NAD+) activity.